GUUUCCCAUUUAGAAAUACAUUUGUUUGUUAACGACAGAUGGUACGGAUCCAGUUAAUGUAACAAACAACAAAGUUCAGAAACUCGUCUGAGAGACAGACACAUGUACAAACUCAUCAGAUGUUAAAAGUUAAUGCUGCAUAUAAACUAGAAGUUCUGCUUAUUGUCUUUAUUAUCUGUAUGCAUUUAAACCAUUAGAUCCCAUGAAGACAGACACCAUGUCUACAAUGCAGUGGAAGAAACAGUGGAUUGUUGCUAUUGGUAUUGUAGUGACUGUGUUCCUGAUCUACUUGUUUGUUUCUGUAGGCUCGUCCAACAAUAAAUUCACAACAGAAUGGCCGCAGGAAACAGAAAAGGAACAUAAUCAACAGUAUCGUUUCUGGCCCUCUUUCAAGGUCGAUACUCAACAUAAUGAGAAAUGGCUUAAAUCCACAUGUCUCAAGUCUGAAGAUGAUCUAUCCCUGGAUGGAAUUAUGGAAAUUCAGAAAAAAUGGAGCCAAAGUCAAGAUUCUGAAUGCAGGAGAGUGUACACAAUGUUUACCUCUAUAUUUACAAUAACAUCACAUCCAGCAAGGGUAGUUAUUCCAGAUACAUUUGCUGUUAAAGUUAGAAAAUGGUUGGGAAACAAAGAAGAAUUGUUUCAGUCUGUUAAAAAACAAACAGUGAUGUUUAUUUACAAUGAGUAUACUAGAGAACAGAACGUAUAUAAUCCACUGAGAGAGAAGAGACCUAUGGGUGUUCCGCCUAGACCUGAAACAGAAUAUGUAGAAGAACUGGUACAGAAAACACAACCAUCCUGUGACUUCUGUAAAUACAGAUUGAAUACAGCAGAGGACACAUUUGGCCGUGUAGAAUCAGAACAUUCAUUCACAGCAGCUAACACGUUUAAACUAGACUCCUGGCAUACAUUGAUUUUGUUAAAGAAGCAUCAUCCACUAAAUUGGACCUAUGUAGAAUAUAGAGAUCUCAUGAGCACAGCACAAAAAUGGUUAGAUAAGGCAUAUCAACAAAAUUCCCGAUACAAAUAUCCCAUGUUUGUAUGGGACCUUCUGCCUCAUGCAGGAGCUAGUCAAGUUCACCCACAUGUUCAUGGAUUUUUAGAUGCAGACAGAUAUCAAGGUGCUGUAGAGAAUUGGAGAGUAGGAGCAGAUGAAUACAAUGAAGAUUUUCCAACUCAGAAUUAUUUUUCUGAUUUUGUGUCAAUACACAUGUCCUUAGGAUUAGCUGUACAAUAUGGAGACGCAGUAGCCAUAGCUAGUAUUUUACCAAAAAAAGACAAUGAAGUUAUAGUAUUAGGUCAAAGACCAUCUGAAGAUUUUUUCAAGUUACAAUAUUUUGUUUAUAGAGCUUUCAUAGAAGAUAUGAAAAAGCUGUGUUUUAGUUCAGGAUUUGCUUUGCCUAGUCUGGAUGAGGCAGCUGGGGAAGGUAAAAUUCCAGCAUAUGUUAGAGCAAUAACCAGAGGUGCAGUUGAGGAAAUAAGAUCUGAUAUAAGUUCAUUAGAAUUAUUUACUUCACAAAAUGCCAACACAGAUCCAUAUAAAGUCAUCAAGUUCAUUAGAGAAUCCAUAAAGAAAAGAUCCUGAUAGCGAAAGUACAUUAGAAGUCUGUGAUUUAUCAAGUUCAUUUGUAUGUGAGGUUAUAUUUUGUGAAAGUGGGUAUUUAUAUUAUGUAUGAGUGCAGAUCUUUUUUAUAAUAAAUAUUAAAUUAUUUCAAUGUUGUAGUGCAAUUUCCAAAACAUGUUUGAAUUUUUAACUACUUGUAGACUUUUGUCCU
Mytilus trossulus (common blue mussel) is the source of this 1772-nucleotide messenger RNA. RefSeq lists its product as uncharacterized. Lineage: Eukaryota; Metazoa; Mollusca; Bivalvia; Mytilida; Mytilidae. The record is from RefSeq and is a predicted model, not a curated record. The transcript has 13 exons. Bases 203 to 1582 code for a protein of 459 amino acids.